AUCCAGAAAAACCGAACGCAGCGUAAAUUCAUACUAUUAUCCAACCAAAAUUUUGUUGUCUUUCUUUCUUCAAAAGAGCCAACAACAAAGGUGAUGAGCUUGAGAUUGAGAAUGGAUAAAUAAAUGACGAGAAGAUGGUAGCAGCAGCAUCGUAAUAAGCAAAAUCUUCUUUUUCCGACCCCUACCCUUUUCAUCAUCUGUCGUCAGCAACCCCGUUCUCAAUCAAAUUUGUUUCUCGACUCUUUCACUUCAACUGUUCAUCCUUUCUUUUUCUCCUUCCAACUCAGUGAGCUGCUAUGGCGACGACUCAGUCCCCUGCUCCUCCCAACACCGACGAAGAUAAACCCCAAACAAUCUCAGAGGUUGUACAACAAGCAAAUGAGGUUCAACAAGAUGUUAGGCCGCCAGAGGCUACUAAACAGAAUGUUCCAGCAUCUGUGUUUGUGAACUCUGAACCUAUAAGAGAGGACCAGGUUUUGAAUGCUGUCAAAUUUCUUUCACAUCCCAAAGUUAGGGGUUCUCCUGUUGUUUAUAGAAGGUCGUUUCUCGAGAGGAAAGGCCUUACAAAAGAGGAGAUAGAUGAAGCUUUCCGGCGUGUGCCUGACCCUCCUCCUAGUUCACAACUAGCUAGUCUGAAUCAAGAUGGGCAAGUGAAGCCUUCAUCUACCGUUCAAACUCAAGCCACAACGCAAACUCCUCAGCCUGUGGCCGCUGCUCCUGCUAGUACUGGAUCUGUGGGAAUACUUGCAGGAUCACGGUUUCACUGGUAUCAUGCUGUUUUUGCUGUAGGGUUACUGGCGGCUUCAGGAGCUGGCACAGCUGUCUUAAUCAAGAAUGCUAUUAUCCCAAGGUUGAAGUCUUGGAUACGUAAAGUUGUGUUGGAAGAAGAAAAUGACCAUGCCAAGAGCAAUGCAAAACCAAGUUUGGCAGAAGAGGCAGCAGCUGCAGCAAAAGCAGCUGCGGCUGCAGCUGCUGAUGUUGCAAAAGCAAGCCAGGAAAUGUUGAACUCCAAAAACGAAGAGAGAAGGCACUUUGAGGAAUUUAUGAAUCUGAUAGAUGUGCAAGUACAAGAAAUGAAAUCAAUGAGUAAUGCUAUAAGGAAAUUGGAAGGACAAGCUAAUAGCUCUGGCAGAACAUUUGUCGAUCAUGAAGAUCAUAGAGUAUCAGCCUCAAGUGCAAAGCAUUCCUAUGCGAAUGGCAAGAUGGAUGCUGAUGUGCGCUCUGUGAGAUCUUCCUCACUGCCUGCAUCUGCUGAACCACCACAUCCGAAGUCAUAUAUGGAGAUUAUGGCUAUGGUCCAGAGAGGGGAGAAACCUUCAAAUAUCAGAGAAAUUAAUGAUAUGCCUCCCAACCCUAACCAGCAACCAUCAUAUCCUCGCAGAGCACCAAGAACUAAGCCCUGGGAGGCCCAAAAUGGAUCCAGCCAGGUACUCCAAUCUCAAGGAAGUGCUGGAGGCUUGAAUCAAAAAGUGCAAGACAAUGGGUUAAACUAUCUGGUUGAUAAUGAGAGCUCAACGCCUUGGUGGCAACGGAAAAAUGUUAGAAUCACAGAGAUUGAAAAUGAAGAUGAAGGUAAAGCUGGACCUUAUGGUGUAAGAACCAAUGAACAACCAAUUCCACGUACAUGGGUUCCUCCCCAGCCACCACCUGUAGCAAUGCCAGAAGCAGCUGAAGCCAUUCGACAGCCAAAAUUAUCAGCUCAGAGAGAAACUUCUAAACAAGAACAAUUGGCUGAUGAUCAGUCAGUGGCUCUCCCCUCAGAGGUUGAUGAGUUACAGAGGAUCACAGAAAUAUCAGAGUCAGCAGGAGCGGUGGAGAUGAAUGGAGGUGUUUCGGGCGUGAACUCCACUGAGAUACAAGAGCAAGAACACAGCUUUGAAGGGAACUGAUGCGUGAUUCCUUUUCGAGGGUAAGCUUGAUCUUAGGUUUACCGAUGCAUAUGUUUAAAAAUGAUAGAAGGCAAGGCAGUGAUACCUAGACCUUUCUCAUUAUGACAAGUUCUUUAUGUAGACUAAUAAUAAUAAUGCAUUGCCCGCUAUUAUUUGAAACUUUUGGUUUGCAUUGACAUGUCAAAAAAAUGUAAAUCCGAGCAUUCUCUGAAGAAUUUGCAUAUGAUUGUUCUGUUUUGAGUUCUACAGUAACAU
Durio zibethinus is the source of this 2144-nucleotide messenger RNA. RefSeq names its product peroxin 14 (gene PEX14). The record is from RefSeq and is a predicted model, not a curated record. Gene Ontology annotation, cellular component: peroxisomal membrane; peroxisomal importomer complex. Gene Ontology annotation, molecular function: signaling receptor binding. NCBI's taxonomy places the organism in Eukaryota, Viridiplantae, Streptophyta, Magnoliopsida, Malvales, Malvaceae. Gene Ontology annotation, biological process: protein import into peroxisome matrix, docking.